AUGUGCAAAACACAUUUCUCGAAACUUAAAACAUUUUAUAUUUUAGACGUUGUUGUUGGCCGAGAUGGCGGUCCAGAGGGGUUAACAGUUAUGGUUGACUAUUAUACAGAGGAUGGAACAGCCAACGCGGGAAGUGAUUAUAAACCUGCUAAAGGAACUUUAACGUUUUAUCCUGAGGAUAGGCACUGCAAAAUACCUAUUGAAAUUGUGGAUGACGAUGUUUUCGAAGAAGACGAACACUUUUAUUUGCAUUUAACAAAUUUGAGAGUUCGUACACGUGAUGGCCUUAUUUUGGACCCUACAAGGUUAGGAGGUGUUCCUCUGGCUCUGCUGGAAAUGCCUACUACCGCAACAAUUAUGAUUCUUGAUGAUGACCAUGCUGGUGUAUUUUCAUUUGAAUACGAUCACUUUCAAGUUGUUGAAAAUUGUGGACAUAUAACUCUCAGGGUGCAAAGGACAAGUGGAUGUAGGGGUCAAGUCUUACUGCCUUACAAAACUUACGACGGGUCUGCUACCACCGGUAAACAUUAUGAAGCUAAAGAAAGCGGAGAAAUCCUUUUUGAGGAUAAUCAAACUGAGGCCUUUAUUGAUAUUGGAAUUGUUGAUACCGAACAAUACGAACGCUCAGAUUUUUUCUAUUUGGAAUUGUCACCGCCUGUUUGGACUAAAAAGAUGUCCGGUAAGCAAAUUACCUAUUUUCUUUUUGUAUUUUAUUAG
This is a messenger RNA of Meloidogyne enterolobii, 717 nucleotides long. NCBI's taxonomy places the organism in Eukaryota, Metazoa, Nematoda, Chromadorea, Rhabditida, Meloidogynidae. The record is from the annotation of a GenBank genome assembly.